AUGACUGCAAUUCGUGCGACCAGCGACAAUGAGGUUGUGAAGUCAGAGGCGCCGAUUCAGCCGACCGUAUUCUACGGCGGCAACAGCUACACAGAAUCAGAGUGGGCCGCGGCAGUGAGGAGUGGACGCGUCGCUGACACACAACCGACGCCUUCUACCAGCGAUGCAGGCUCAGUUCCCAACAUAGGGGAUAUCAUGGCGUUCUCUGGCCCAGCCCCGGAGAGGACCAAUGGCAGGCUCGCCAUGCUGGGCUUUGUGGCAGCAGUCGCUGCAGAGCUUGUCUCAGGCAAGGGAGUGCUCUCUCAGUGGGCCCAGGAGCCUACACUGAUCACAGUCACAUUCGUGCUGUUUGCUGCCGGCUCGCUCGCGCCGCUGUUCAAGAAUGCUGACAAGGGGCAGUCGCUCGGGCCCUUCACUCCUUCAGCAGAGAUCAUCAACGGCCGCGCAGCCAUGAUCGGCUUUGCCGCCCUCAUUGGAAUCGAGGCACUCAAGGGCUCAGCCCUCUUCUGA
Messenger RNA from Coccomyxa subellipsoidea C-169, 510 nucleotides. RefSeq lists its product as hypothetical. The transcript has 5 exons. The record is from RefSeq and is a predicted model, not a curated record. NCBI's taxonomy places the organism in Eukaryota, Viridiplantae, Chlorophyta, Trebouxiophyceae, Coccomyxaceae. The coding region runs from base 1 to 510 and encodes 169 amino acids.